This is a messenger RNA of Ceraceosorus bombacis, 580 nucleotides long. The record is from the annotation of a GenBank genome assembly. NCBI's taxonomy places the organism in Eukaryota, Fungi, Basidiomycota, Exobasidiomycetes, Ceraceosorales, Ceraceosoraceae.
AUGGGAUUGGCCGAAGUUCAGGCUGUCAUGAGGGAACAGGGACCUGGCAGACACGCUCGCGUCUUUGCGGCCAGCGACUCUCGAAAGGACGGCAGAGCUAGUGCUUACUGAUGGAGUUUGCUUACAUGCAUGAACGCCUGCUCCAAAUGAUUUGCGACAGCCUCAUCCUCGUCGCCAAUCAGCGCUCGCGAUAUCUCUUCACAGGCAGGCUCAAUGCGCCCAAUGUCCUUGCCCUUCUCCUCCUCGUCGAUGCACCUAUCAUGUAAGCUUGGAAUCGCAACGCAACGCAUUGAAUUAUCCCAAUCGGUAUCAACACAAGCUCCGUUCUGUGUGCACUCUUGUUCACUAUCUGCACUCUUUCCGUCGACUGAGGGGCAAGGGUCGCAAUCUCUCCAAGUCCUACUCAUUCCUGCCCCCAAGGGACAUGCUGCGCGGCCACGGCUUUGCAAUGUUGAGGUUGGUGCAUGCCAUUGCGAAGCAUCCUCAAAUGUCGUCAAAGCAUCUCGAAAUCAAAAAGAAGCGAUUACCUGCAUUCGAAUUGGAAGAACACAAGUGCUGGAUGUCUGAGCGGGCAGAAUAA